Coffea eugenioides is the source of this 1164-nucleotide messenger RNA. Its product is annotated as F-box/kelch-repeat protein At1g57790-like. The coding region runs from base 1 to 1164 and encodes 387 amino acids. Gene Ontology annotation, molecular function: protein binding. The transcript has a single exon. Lineage: Eukaryota; Viridiplantae; Streptophyta; Magnoliopsida; Gentianales; Rubiaceae. The record is from RefSeq and is a predicted model, not a curated record.
AUGGCAGAAGCAAGUGUUGCAUCAUCAUCUUGUGAUGAUGAAGAGGAGAAUAGAGAAAUAGACACAAGUUGGUCUGAUCUCCCCAGUGACUUGCUGAGUUUGAUACUAUCGAAUCUGGCAGCAGCAGAUGUUUUUGCCUUCAAAGCAGUUUGUAAAUCAUGGAAACAAGUCAUUCCUCCCCCUUUACCCCUCUCACCAUCCCCAAAUUCGCUGUUCUUUGCUUCUCCAUCUUUAAUAUGUUGUCUCAAAAGCGAUUCCACCAAAAUGUUUCAUCCACUCCACAACAAAUUUUACCAUGUCAUGGGGACGUUACCACAAGAAUCAGUGCUCCAUUGUUCUAAGUAUGGUUGGUUGUUGAUGAAUUGGGGUCGUGGGAGUCAUCCUUGUUUUAUCGAUCCUUUUAGAAGAAUUCGCUUUCGACUUCCAUCCUGCAAUCACAAUUUCCUGACAAUGUCAUUUUUCUCUCGGCCAAGUUCACUGAACUGGACCAUUGUUGGGAUUGUUGAAUGUGAGGACUUCGGUACUAAUGUAAUUGCUACUCUCAAAAGUGGGGAGAAAUCCUGGAGAAUUUGCCAGUGUGAAACAAGACGUUAUUUUCGAGUUUCUUGCCCUCCUGUUUUAUUCCAAGGCAUGUACUACUUCUUGGAUAUCAAAGGUAAGGUGGGCAUUUUGGAUCCUGAACAUAUUGAAAAUGGUUGGAAAAUCUUUGACUCCCUCAAGUGUCGUCUAAGAAGAUUUGUUCGCAAGAGGUUUAUGGUACGAGUUGACGAGCAACUAGUGGCCGUGUUUGUUACUCAUGCUGAGAGGAAAGUCCGUGUUAUGAAGCUUAAUCUUUUGAGUAUGGUCUGGGAACCACUGCAAGAUCUGGGCGAUAAUACAUUGUAUCUUAGUUCUAGUGGAUCUUUUGCGAGAGCAGCCUUGACAAAAAGCAUGGCCAACACAAUUUACUUUCCUAUGUUUUUUGAAAACAGUGGGGUGUUUUACUCUCUGAAAACGGGCAAGUACCACUCCUUGGAUGGUAAAUUUUGCUGUAGAAAUUCUUACGGAUUGACAGAGAGAGAAUUUGGAACAUGGGUGCAACCUACUGCCAAGAAAGAAUUGGGAAAACGUCGAAUCGUGAAUCCCCCACCACCUGAUCAUGAUCUGAAGAUAUAUUGGAAUUGA